This is a messenger RNA of Nomia melanderi (Alkali bee), 1758 nucleotides long. Lineage: Eukaryota; Metazoa; Arthropoda; Insecta; Hymenoptera; Halictidae. The record is from RefSeq and is a predicted model, not a curated record.
UAACGCGGAGGAGGUACUUAUGUAUACAUUGGUACCAAAUACCGACGGCAAGCUAGACCGAUACACGCAACUGCCUUGUUCUCCGUGAUCUCUCACUGAGGCAGUCGGUUUCCUAGCAUCGUCCAUAACUUGGGCACGCGUAGUCUUUCUAAAUUAUCCGCUUCAACGGAACUGUACACAGUGUCGCCGCGACUUCGCGUGUUUCGGGUUCUACGAUUCUGCGUUAUCAAGACGUUCAAGGAAUAUCGCUAAUGACUAGGGAAAGCAUAGUGGCCGACCAUAACCGGCUUAGUGUGUCAUUUACGCUUUUGGCACCGUUAUACCGUCCUUGAAAAGAUACCAGCGUCGCAAGAAGCAUCGAAACGCCGACCGAGAAGCCGCAGAACGCGCGCGAUCGUCAAAUUCCAUUCAGUUCGAUUCGGUCGGGUCUUGAAUCACGAGUUACGUAUGGUGGACACGUUUGUUUGUACACUGACACUCCGUUUACUGGGGGCGGCUUGGAAUCCGGCAGAGGACAUUUAGUGGACUGUGAAAGAACCAGAAUUCGACUGUAAAGGCUUUCACGAAAAUUUACUCCAAAAAUAAGGGUUAGGCAGUCUCCUGGUGACUCUGCUCGUGGUCUCGGUGCAGAGCGCUCCGACGAUGACCCUCGAGAAUAGACGACUGAGCUCGCCCCCGAAAUGGGUGAACCCUUGUGGCCUAGCCGCCGAAGACUUCAACGGUGAUUUGGACGUAGUGCAAUUAACCGACUCGCAGCUUCUGCACCAAGUUGUGGUUCAAGCGAAAACUGCGCUAAUGCACGCGGAGCUUUUUCGUGAGGAUUACGCAAAACAGAUCUUCAACAUUGACUUCGCUGAUCUGCAUUCCACGUUUAAAGAUCAUCACUACGAUUGGCUUCCGGGCGAACAGCAGAUUCCAAAGCAACUCGGAGAGCAACUGGAUCAAAGGUUUCUUGACCAUCUAGAACUUGACACGGCUCUUAUCAAUGCGUACGAAUAUAUGCAGAAAUAUGCAGUUGGUCUGGAACAAAUUGUUUGGGAUCAAGAGGAUCUACAACUCGAGUUUCGCGAACAAUUUAAGGACACGGAAUAUAAACUACGAACGGUUCUCUGCGAGUUGCAAGUGGCACUAGUGGAGCGUCAACUAUCGUCGCGGCCGGACGUUACCCGCGAAAUCAUGAAGCCCGAGUUCCGGACCAUGGCAUCGUCCGCGACGUUUCGAAACCUACGUGACUGGUUAAUCUUCCGGGAUUACAUGAACGGCCUCGAAUACGUGGUGCAGGUGUUCGAACACUUACGCCGCGGUCUUCAGUCCUGAGGAUGGCAAGGCGAAAGCCGACGAAGGGCUACCAGGCGACGACUCGCCCAUCUGAGAAAACCGGAACACCUGAAUUUGGAUGGUCAGCUUUCUUGAGGUCACCGAAGAAGCGGGUAUUAGGGAGAAUGUCCUAGGCAUGCUCUGCCAAGCAGGCCGGGGGCUAACAUCCGUUCGGGUUCCAGUGAGACGCGUCUCAAUGGCGAUGACCGAUCUAUCUAUCGGUCGCGGGCCAGCGACUGACAAACACUUUGCCGUUAACGCCGAUAGAUACAUCUCAUCGCUGGGUCGCGAAAGUGUUCGCGCGUAUCCAACCGAAGUUAUCUGCCGUAACUUUGGGACGGGAUCGAUGGAAAUCAUUCUCGACUCUCAUUGACAGCGUGUAACGCCGAUACUCGCUGAUGAGGAUUCCGCGAGACGACCGGGGAUUAAGGAAGAUGGGAA